Molecule: messenger RNA, 846 nt
Organism: Cylindrotheca closterium
Lineage: Eukaryota; Bacillariophyta; Bacillariophyceae; Bacillariales; Bacillariaceae
Source: the annotation of a GenBank genome assembly
AUGGAAGCAACCAGCAUGAUAGAGACUGAAUACAAUGAUGAAUAUGAUGCCUACGAGGCCAUGAUGAACCGUGGAGCCUUUCUGAGAAAACUCCGCCAAAUGGCCGAGGAAGACGAAGCCCAUCGUGAUGUCGUCGUACUACCCGUACUAUCAUCUUCGAAGGAUGUUGAGAUUACCGUUGAUCACGAUACUCUUUGUUAUCACUCCUACCUGUCCGUUCAAGCAGUCUAUGAUGACUACAAACAUGUGAACUACCGACAAAUUGAUUUUGGAAUUGUAGGCGACAGUCCAUUGGUGAUUGCCCAAGACCGGACGGUGGGAAAGGGUGGAUUCGUUUGGGAUUCGGGAUACAUUCUUGCGGAACAUGUUGCCAGGGUCACAGAGUGGCAAACAGGAAGCCCCAGUGUCGUUGAAUUGGGCGCUGGAACCGGAGUCACUGGACUAUUUGUAGGACGACAAGUCCCUCAGGCACAAGUUCAUUUGACAGAUCUUCCACAAUUGUUGCCUUUGAUGGAGAAGAAUUCCAGCACUUCCAAGAAUGUGACUGCUGGAGUUUUGGAAUGGGGACGAAAUGUUUCGGGACAAGAAUACGAUGUCAUUCUUGGUGCCGAUGUCGUGGCUUCUAUUUACGACAGCUAUGGAUUGGCCAAAACGAUAUAUGACUUGUCGCAUGAGCGAACCAAAAUUUACUUGGCCUGUAAAGACCGAUUAUCAGGCAGUAUUGAAGACUUUGAGGGUCAGAUGAAAAACAUGUUUGAACACGUUGGUAGAAGCAAGCCUAACAGUUCCAACAAUAAUCCCAAGGUUUGGAUAUUCGAAAUCAGUGGAAAACGCGUCACUCAAUGA